Molecule: messenger RNA, 6347 nt
Organism: Polyodon spathula (Mississippi paddlefish)
Lineage: Eukaryota; Metazoa; Chordata; Actinopteri; Acipenseriformes; Polyodontidae
Product: nuclear factor NF-kappa-B p100 subunit-like
Exons: 31
Coding region: 207-5336 (1709 amino acids)
Biological process (GO): regulation of double-strand break repair via homologous recombination; regulation of DNA-templated transcription; signal transduction
Cellular component (GO): cytoplasm; site of double-strand break; nucleus
Molecular function (GO): DNA binding; protein binding; DNA-binding transcription factor activity
Source: RefSeq, a predicted model, not a curated record
GGCCAAAGCGGAACCGGCUCCGCGGGAGACAAGCUGGCCCAGAUAUCUGUACAUGGUUAUUGUUGUUAUUGAAAAAAAAUUGAGACGAGUUUUUUCAGAUAAAGAGGAAGCAGGCAGCACUGUGCUACACAUCCAGAUCAGUCCACAGAGAACUCGGGGGGCCUGGAACUUUGUACCCCAAAUCCUCUUUCAACCCUGUUCAAAACAUGGAGAGAAAACAGAGAAUCCACAUUUUCCUCGGCGCUCCGAUAUUCUCUAAGGAAAAGGGAACGACGGGAACAGAGACUCCCGUGGAGGAAACUUUGGAAAACUGGAACCGGAUUGAGCUUUCCUGCCGAGAAGGGAAACUUCACCCCGUCUCUGAGCUGAGAGAGGGAGGAGCCAUUGCAGGGGAUGCAGGGAUCUGCCGGAGCAAAAGAGCCGCUGGCUAUAGCGCCUGCAGUAGCGCCUGCAAUCACUCAGACAGGCUGAGCGUUAACCGAACAAGACCAUCCAGCGAUCCGUCCCGCCAAAAUGAACCCUGCUCCCCUCUGGAAAUGGGGAAGGAAGCAGCGAGGCAAGGAACUGAAGGAACAGGAGCCCAGCGUUCCCAAACGGCUUCCGGGAGAAAGCGCCUGGUCAGCCGCAGUCUGGCAUUGCCCAGCGACGCUAUCACGGAAUAUCUGGACAGCUGCUUUCCUGAAGACGCAGAUCCACGGACAGCUGAGCAGGAGCUGUCCACGCAGACGGAAUUCCUGAGCGUGUGGGCCACCAGCCAGGCCGCCAUCUUAAAGGGGCUGCUGGCGUCGGAGUGCGGGGAGAGACUCGAGGUCCAAGAGGAAGAAACCGUCUCAGGACUAGCCCCAGAGCGGCACACCCCUACGAGAGGCUGGAACUCAACCCCAGGGGCCGUAUUGGGAGCGACCCAGCCAGACAGAUCCUCGCCAGAGGAGCCCCACACUGCGGAGGGCUCAGAGGAACUCUUCAGUGCCCCCGGCGAGCUGCUGCCUCGGGGGGAGGGAGGCGUUGUGAUGGAGACGUGCUGCGCAGCGCUGCUCUGCUCUCAAGAAGAACCUCCCCAUCAAGAUGGUGACGCUACUGAGAAGAGAAGAGAGACUGAGGAAGGGGCCUCCAAACCCACAACCUACAGUCCCCCUGCCCCUGCCCCUGCCUCCAAGAAAACCAGAACCUCCCCUUCCAACCAAAAGGGAAGGAGAGGCCUGAGGGAAACCAGGGGCUUUCCUGGGAAGCCUGCACUGCUGAUGAGCUGUGUGGACCAGGGUCAGCGCUACGAGGUCCUGGCCUGUGUGCUGAACCCCUGCCAUCUGAAGGAGGUCAGAGUGAGAUCAGGGAUGGCCGCAGGCUCAGCUGUUCCCCUGGCAACCAUCAUGGUGACGGACCAGUCGGGGACAGAGAGGAAGGUGGUCCUGUGGCGGGCAGCGGCGUUCUGGGCUCUGACUGUGUACCCCGGGGACCUGGUCCUCAUAACGGAUGUGACUGUGAAGGAGGACCAGUGGAGAGGGGAGACAGUUCUGCAAUCCACUCCAGCCAGCAAGCUACUCAACCUGGGCCAAUUCUUCAACAUCAACCAUGAGCGAGUUCCAGGAUAUGUGGACAGGAUCGCCCUGGCGGAGCUGCAGGGGUAUUUGAGGGAGAAGCACUCCCACCUCCUCUCCAUUCCCCCCAGAGCCCCUCAGAGUCCCCACAGCAUCCGACACGCCCGUCUGGGGGUCCUGAGAGCCGACACGCUGGUCCAUGCGCUGCUGCGGGUCACAUGCAUCUCCACACUCACUGUGCCAGUGUACUCCUACAGGGGGCAGUCUCUCAGGAAGGUUGUUCUGAGUGUGGAGCAGGGAGAUGGCCAGCAGGGGGCACUGGUGCUGUGGGGAGGUGCUACCGCCUGGCUGCCGCGCAUUCAGAGGAAGAGAGCGCUGGUGUGGGAUUUCCGCUGUCUGCUGGUACGGUGGGGCUCUGUUUCAGGGUUCCUGGAGCUGCACUCCACCCCCUGGAGCUCGUGCGAGCCUCUGUUCCCUGAUGACAGUCGGGCCCUGGAGUUCUGGAGCUGGUCCAAUCUGGAGUGCUGCGAGACAGACCUGCAAACUCUGCUCUCUUUCCGACACUCAGGGGAAGUGGUAGUGAAGGCUCACAUCACUGCUCUGCAGUUCACGGGCAGAACCUCCCACAAUGCCCAGCUGCUGAUGGAUGGAGACACGCCCCUGCAGAGGAUUGUGGGACUGGUGGCUGAUGACAUCACCUUUGUAGGAUGCGGGAGGUGUGGCUCCGAGCUGGGAGUCGACGAUAACAGAAUCUACCAGCUCUGCUACCCCUGCCUGCCACACACUGGAGUGAAGCGGUACUACAGGCCAGCAGUGAUGACAGUGACAGACAAGGACAGUGUAAUCUCAGUGGAGGUUCCUCCCGUGCUUGUGGAGCAGAUCUUCCUGAAUAUUCCAGCAGAACAACUCAACAAGCCAACAGUCCCCUCCUCUCAACUCCUCUUCUCUCAGGUGGUGUCGGAGAUGUGCCUCUCUCUCCUCUCUCACCCGGCUGACAUCUUCCUCCUGACCCUGAGGUGCAGCUUCUUAUUGGACGAGAACAGCAUCCCCCUCCGACAGCACUUCCUACUGCUGGACUUCCACCCAGAACUAAUGGACAAUCUAAUGAUAGACGGUGAUCAGCUGACUUAUGAAGAUUUAUCCUCGUGUCAUUUUUUACCACCAAUCUCAAGCAUCCACGUCAAAGCAGAGCCGUACCUGGAGACAGCUAACGGUCCCUACCUUGCAAUAAUCGAAGAGCCAAAACAGAGAGGAUUUCGUUUUCGUUAUGAGUGCGAGGGUCCCUCUCACGGAGGGCUGCCCGGGGCGUCCAGUGAAAAGAACAAGAAGACCUACCCCACUGUCAAGAUCUAUAACCACGUGGGCUAUGCCAGGGUGGAGGUGCAGCUGGUGACGCACUCGGACCCGCCCCGCGUCCACGCGCACAGCCUGGUGGGGAAGCAGUGCAGUGAACACGGGGUGUGCAGCGUCAACGUGGGGCCCAACGACCUCACUGCACAGUUCAAUAACUUGGGUAUCCUGCACGUCACGAAGAAGGGAGUGAAUGAAGUGCUGACCAAGAGGCUGAAGGCGGAGAGGAUGAGGCAGCGAGGGGAUGACGUGGUCAUCACUGAGCAGGAGGAGCAGGAGAUAGCGAACGAGGCUCGGGAGCUGGGAAAGGUGAUGGACCUGAACGUGGUGAGGUUAAAGUUCAUGGCGUACCUGCAGGACAGCAACGGGGGUUUCACCCUUGCCCUGAAACCCGUCAUCUCCCAGCCCAUCUACGACAGCAAGUCUCCCAACGCAUCGAACCUGAAGAUCUCUCGCAUGGACAAGACAUCGGGCUCAGCGACGGGAGGGGACGAGAUCUUCCUGCUCUGUGACAAAGUGCAGAAAGAUGAUAUCGAGGUGCGCUUCUAUGAGGAUGAUGAUAAUGGCUGGGAGGCGUAUGGAGACUUCGCACCCACAGACGUGCACAAGCAGUACGCCAUCGUGUUCAAAACCCCUCCCUACAGAAAGAAUCAGAUCGAUCGCCCCGUCACCGUGUUCCUACAGCUCAAACGCAAGAAGGGGGGUGACGCCAGCGAGCCCAAGCAGUUUACAUACCACCCCCAGAUACAAGACAAGGAGGAGGUUCAGAGGAAGAAGCUGAAACCCCUCCUUCACUACCAGGAUCACUACGGGCGAGGGGGGGCUGGGGGUCCACCAGGGGGCUUCGGAGCAGGGGGUGCAGGAGGAGGAGGCAGUGGUUUUUUCCCCUUUCCCCAUUCAGUGAACUCCAGCUUCUCUUACAACCCCAUGGGGGGGGGCUACCAGGGGGGCACCCAGAUGCCAGGAGCAGCGCAGCGACAGGACUGCCCUGCUAGCAGUGGGGCCCCUCAAGGGGGGCAGUCCCCACAGCAGCAGCUCGUACAGAUCGCCUCGCUACUCCAGUCCAAGGCCACACUGACGGCCAGGCGCACAGCCCGCGCCCUGCUCGAUUACGCCAGCACGGGAGACGCGCGCAUGCUUCUGGCUGUGCAGAGACAGCUGUGUGGGGUGCAGGAUGAGAACGGGGACACUCCUCUGCACCUAGCUAUCAUUCACCAGCAGGCCAGCGUGGUGGAGAAGCUGGUGCAGGUCAUUGUGAGCAUCCCAGACCAGAGGAUCCUGAACCAGAGCAACCACCUGAGACAGACUCCUUUGCACCUGGCUGUGAUCACAAAGCAGCACAAGAUUGUGGACUUCCUUUUGAAGGCAGGGGCUGACCCCACCCCCCUGGAUCGCUAUGGCAACUCGGUGCUGCACCUGGCAACGCCCACCGGUGACGAGCACAUGCUGCGGAUACUGUUGAGUCACCUGAAACCGCACAGCCGCUACCUGCUCAACACACCUGACUACAAUGGUCUCUACCCCCUUCACCUUGCGGUGCAAAGGUCCGGUGAGCAGUGCUUGCGCGUGCUGGUUGAUGCCGGCGCGGAGGUGAACGCAGUGGAGAGGAAGAGUGGCUGCACUGCCCUGCACCUGGCUGUACAGCAGGACCUGUUUGCUGUGGCCUGCCUACUCAUCACAGAGUUGAACGCUGAUGUGAAUGUCUGCUCAUUCGGUGGGAACACCCCCCUGCACCUGGCUGCCAGUCAGGGCUCCCCAGUGCUGUGCUCCAUGCUCAUCGCAGCAGGUGCUGAGAGGUUGGUGGAGAACGAUGAGCCAGUCUGCAUGUCCUCUGCGUCUUUGUCUGAGGAAGAGAGGGAGGAGACGCAGGAGGAGGAGAGCAGGGGGAGAAAGGGGGCAGAGCCAGCACAGACCCUCACCGCACGCCCGAACAUCCUGGCCUCCAACCCCCGCAAGAGACCCCCCACACGAGGACACACCCCCCUAGACCUGGCAAAGAACCAAAAGGUGCAGGACAUCCUGGAGGGGAAGCCAAGGCGACCAGGGAAGACCCCCGCCAAGCUGAAGACCACCCCCCUUGCAGGUACUGUCUGCCCCCUGGACAGUGACACCCUGGCCCGGCUCAGCACUGCUCUGAGUGCGGGGGGUGUUCAGUGGAAGCAGCUGGCAGAGAAGCUGGGCAUGAGGACCCUGGCAGACCUGUAUGAGGAAUGCCCUUCCCCCUGCAACAGCCUUCUGCAGGGCUACCAGGUGGCGGGCGGCCGAGUGGAGAGCCUGAUUGAUGCUCUGCAGGCUCUGGGUCUCAAUGAGGGAGUGAGGGUGCUGAGGGAGGCCGAGCUCAAGGACAAGACCCACACCACAGAGGUGAAGGUGGACAGUGGCUAUGGCAGUCAUCCUACAGAGCAGCUAGAGCAAGAGGAGAUGGACGAGUCUGUUCCAGCCAACUCCUGAGACCAGCAGACAUCCCUCCCCCCCUUCCAGCUCUGUGACCGCACAGUCCAGAACGAUGACCUCAGAGUCCAGCAUGGUGACAUCACAACACAGCACGAUGGCAUCACAAUCCAGCAUGGCGACAUUGUAACCAGGAACCCGGGUUAAUAGUUCUAACAAACCCCUCUCCCCAAAACAAACCCCCCUUUUCCUUUGAGAGGUUGAGCAGGAGUCUGGGUUGCACUAUGCCGCAGAGGGACAGCAGGCCCUGGCACAGUAGAGAGGGGGCUGCUGCAUAAUAGUGCCGUAGAAGAAUCACAGUUCAUAAUUCCCAUGGCUUUUAAAAACAGGCUGAUCAUGUAAAAUAGUAUACCUCCAAAUCACUAACUAAAAACAUCCGCUGUGUUAAUAUGUACAUUUCCAAAGGCUUUUAUCUACCCCUGUGUGACGAACAGUUUGACAUUUCUGCAGGACUUGAAGAAUAAAUACAGUCCUUAAAAGGAUAUAAACAAGAAGCAGUCUACUGUGUGACAAAGCUGUUUUCUGAUUAUAUAAAAAGGUGUUAUUUUGUUGAAGUUGUGGAUUCAACUAUUUUUAAUUUAAAGAAGAAAAAACAACACAAAACAAAUCAUAAGCUUGGCUGCCAUUCUGUCAAUUUAAUUGACACCCCCUCCCCCCCCUCCUUUUGCAAAAAGUGGUCACGCCCCAAAAGUUCAUAGUGACAUCACAGUCCCUCACUGUGACAUUAGCGGAGGUCCUUGGACUGUGUCUGGAUUUCUUCAGGAAUCUGUUACUGUGAUAGGCUGGGAUUAAACUGGAGAACAUCAAUACCAAGAUACUGUAUCUGACGAAUAAGUGUUUACUGAAACAGAUCCACUGCAGACACAUCUGCCCAUCCUUCUCUCUGACUCACCAAGACCGCUUUUAUUUGAGUUGUAUUCAUAUUAGAUGCAUUAGGAAGUCCUGGCACUUGCGAAAUGUCUUUUUCUGUGUUACUUUUAUUUUUAAAUAAAAGCUGAUAUGAAAAUCUGA